AAAACCGGCCGCGUUUUGAGUAGUAGCAAAGCAGUUUUUAUGAGUUGACUUGUUUCGCCGGAUCCGACAUUGAAACAUUGACGCAAAAUGGAUUACGGAGCAAGUUCACCGGUAUGCCCGCAUCCAUUCGUCGGUGGUCUUCAAAUGACGCAUGUUUGUAGUGCAAACAGUGUUGCCAUUUUUCUCACCGUCUUCAAUAGUCUGGUGAGAACAAGCCCGAAAAUCGGUGAUCCAUGCGGCCGAAUACAUCCGACAGAAAAUCCAAAGUCCAGUUACGAUUUCAUCGUCAUAGGAGGGGGUGCUGCAGGUGCUGCAGUAGCAGCGAGAUUGAGCGAAGUCCCAGAAUGGAAGGUUCUGCUCUUGGAAGCUGGACCUGAUGAACCAUCUGGUACCCAGAUCCCAGCCAACUUCGGAGUUUUUCUAAGGACCCAACUUGAUUGGCAGUUCAAAACGAGUGACGAAAAGCAUGCUUGUCUAAAGGAUAAUGGUUCGUGUCUCUGGCCAAGAGGUAAAAAUCUCGGGGGUACAACUGUUCAUCAUGGGAUGGCUUAUCAUCGUGGAAACGCCAAAGAUUAUUUGAAUUGGGUCGAAAUGGGAAACGUCGGGUGGUCCUGGAUCGAUGUCCUUCCAUUUUUCACAAAAUCUGAAAACAACCAAGAGAUCGGUAGAGUGAGUCCGGUGUACCAUGCCACCGGUGGGCCCAUGACAGUGGAGAGAUUCCCGUGGCAGCCUCCUCUAGCAAAAACAAUAUUGGAGGCGGCCACUGAAACCGGUUAUGGGGUGACGGAAGACAUGACCGGCUCGAAGAUCACCGGUUUCACGAUUGCUCAGACGAUGAGCAAAAACGGUGUGCGUCAAAGUUCAGCAGCGGCGUACUUACGACCCAUCAGAGAUCGAAGCAAUCUUCAAAUCGCGUUAAAUGCAACAGUGACGAAAAUCGUAGUGCGCAAGAAGGUUGCUCGGGCAGUUGAGUACAUCGUGAAUGGUGUGAAGAAGACUGCCAACGUGAAUAAAGAAGUUGUAGUUUCCGGAGGUACCGUUAACUCCCCACACCUGCUGCUUCUUUCGGGAAUCGGUCCGAAGGAGGAUCUCGAAAAAGUUGGUAUCCAAGUGGUCCAUGAUUUGCCUGGUGUCGGGAAGAAUCUUCACAAUCAUGUGUCUUAUGGGUUGGAUUUUAUCCUGGACGAUUUUCGAAAAACGAGUUACGAUUAUGUAGACGUCGACAGAUAUUUGUUGAAUCAAACGGGACCACUUUCGUCGACCGGAAUGGCCCAAGUUACCGCAAUUCUUGCUUCCAAAUACACGACACCCGACUGGCCGGAUAUGCAAAUUUUCUUUUCCGGAUUUCAAGAAUCGUGCCAAUUCGAUUCGCCUGUGGAUCUCGGCUCUGACGGAAGACACAAUUCAAUUCGACUGACCGCAGUCAAUACACACGCUAAAAGUCGAGGAGUCCUGAAAUUAGCGAGCAAGGAUCCCCUCGAACAUCCAUACAUUUGGAGCAACGAUCUCGGCGAUCCGCAAGACAUUGAAGUUCUCAUUGAGGGUAUUCACGUUUUGCAAAAAAUGAUCAAUUCGAGCGCGCUGCGAUCGAAAAACUUAAAGUUGGCAACCAAACCGCGGAAAGAGUGCUCGGAGCAUGAAUUUUUCAGUGACGAUUACUUCAGGUGUGUAGUGCAAUGGGAUACUCGGACUGAAAAUCAUCAAGCUGGCUCGUGUAAAAUGGGUCCUGCCUCCGAUCCAAUGGCGGUUGUCGAUCCUCAGCUACGAGUUCACGGAAUCAAGGGUCUUCGUGUCGCCGACGCUUCAAUCAUGCCCGUCGUUAUUUCGGGCAAUCCUCAUGCCGCUAUCACAAUGAUCGGUGAACGUGCCGCCGAUUUCAUCAAGAAGACAUACAACAAGUGUUCUACGACGUGAAAAUUUGAUGUACGAAUACUUCGGUAUAUCGAUGAUGGCCGAGACAAAAAGUGAAAUAUGUGAGAAAUUGAAAUCGAAGGGUGACGUGCCCGAAAAUCAAUAAACUGCAGAUUCGUAUCUUA
Messenger RNA from Venturia canescens, 2036 nucleotides. Its product is annotated as glucose dehydrogenase [FAD, quinone]-like. The record is from RefSeq and is a predicted model, not a curated record. Gene Ontology annotation, molecular function: oxidoreductase activity, acting on CH-OH group of donors; flavin adenine dinucleotide binding. Bases 88 to 1914 code for a protein of 608 amino acids. The transcript is spliced from 8 exons. Lineage: Eukaryota; Metazoa; Arthropoda; Insecta; Hymenoptera; Ichneumonidae.